AUGUCAAGUCAGGCCUUUCUUGACUCAUUUCCUCAGACUCCUCGGACAUUUGGCCGAAUGUCUUACCAAUCAGGCUCUUUUCCUAUGGAUCAGACUAUAAAAGGAACUUUUGACGCCCUCGACGACAUUCAGUUCGACCUGCAACCAUUCACUGUACAAGAAGCUAUCCGGGAGGAUUCGGAGACCCUAGAAAGACCAAGAUUCUCAUGGGAAACGUCAUCAGCCUCCUCAUAUCACCCAAACUCCAAUGAAUCGUUUGACAGCGACGAAAGGUCACAGCUUUAUAUCUGUUCUCCUUCUUCCGUCAUUUCAAAGUCCCAUCAACAUAUCCAAUCAAUCUUGCCAGAAGAUAUCACUGGUACCUUUGUGAACAAUUGCGAGAGCCUCAAUCAACAGGUACACAGGUGGCUCUCGGAGCUCCCUGAUAUCCCAUGGCUGGACGCCCUACACGAAAUCACCGAAGACAAAAUCCCCUCAGAAGCAGAUAUUCAACAUCAAGGGGAGCAUAUACCUGGAACCAAGGGUAUUCUACAUUAUCUUGACUUUUUAAACUCAUGCUAUGAUGGUAGCCAACCUACACGUAUAGAAGCUGAAGAGUAUCAGGUAAUGGAUGAAGGUCCAGUCUAUGAAAAGCCUGAAAUUCAUGCCGCGAUGGACCCGAGAACAACCCUUGAUGCAUACCAUCUAGCCCUGUUGCAGAUCCACUCGUCUUCCGCUUUCACUACAACGACUGCCUGGAAAUUUCGGCCAUCGAUGCGACGACAGUACCCCAGGGGCCUGGAGGAGGAAGCCCGUCGAAGCAUUAGUCUGAACCAAGCCACCAUCCAGAACUUCUUUAGCAGGGAAAGUCUAGCCAAUCAUCUGCCAUUACUUACUGAAGCUCUUUCGUCCGUGCCAAAUGACGAAUGGCUUCGUGUCCCCGGCAAGGAUUCCCCUGCCAAAGCCGACGAGAUCGUCCGGAGACGACGGCUGAGUAUUCAAUAUACUUUAUAUAUCGUGUUUCACGGGUGUAACCGGAAGCGAAUGCGACACUACCCCGGAUUCCCUCUUUGA
This is a messenger RNA of Fusarium redolens, 1053 nucleotides long. RefSeq lists its product as uncharacterized. The record is from RefSeq and is a predicted model, not a curated record. The transcript is spliced from 4 exons. Bases 1 to 1053 code for a protein of 350 amino acids. NCBI's taxonomy places the organism in Eukaryota, Fungi, Ascomycota, Sordariomycetes, Hypocreales, Nectriaceae.